Messenger RNA from Gambusia affinis (western mosquitofish), 1037 nucleotides. It is a transcript of the gene lsm4, whose product is annotated as LSM4 homolog, U6 small nuclear RNA and mRNA degradation associated. NCBI's taxonomy places the organism in Eukaryota, Metazoa, Chordata, Actinopteri, Cyprinodontiformes, Poeciliidae. Bases 16 to 582 code for a protein of 188 amino acids. The transcript is spliced from 5 exons. Gene Ontology annotation, molecular function: U6 snRNA binding. The record is from RefSeq and is a predicted model, not a curated record. Gene Ontology annotation, cellular component: P-body; spliceosomal tri-snRNP complex; U6 snRNP. Gene Ontology annotation, biological process: P-body assembly; mRNA splicing, via spliceosome; nuclear-transcribed mRNA catabolic process.
UCAAAACCAUUCAAGAUGCACGUUUUCAGCAGCAGGGGGCAGCACUAUAAGAGACGGUCCCCUACCAUUAGGAGGCAAAGAAGAAGUGUAGGUGGGAAAAGCCGUGUUAUUUAUCGCAGGAGACAAGAAAUAGAAACAAAUAUAAUCAUAAUGCUUCCAUUGUCUCUGUUGAAAACGGCCCAGAAUCAUCCCAUGCUGGUUGAGCUUAAAAAUGGGGAAACCUACAACGGCCACCUGGUGAGCUGCGACAACUGGAUGAACAUCAACCUAAGAGAAGUCAUCUGCACAUCCAGGGAUGGAGACAAGUUCUGGAGGAUGCCUGAGUGCUACAUCCGAGGAAGCACGAUCAAGUACCUGCGAAUCCCCGAUGAGAUCAUCGACAUGGUGAAGGAGGAGGUUCUGUCGAAGGGGCGCGGGCGUGGCGGCGCCCAGCAGAACAAGCAGCAGGGCAAAGGAAGAGGAGGACCCGGCCGAGGUGUGUUUGGCAGCCGCGGCAGAGGGAUGUCCGGUCCUGGGCGGGGCCAGCAGCCGCCGACCGAUAAGAAAGCAGGCAAACCUCAGGGAAUGAAGAACCAGCACUGACCCAAGCAGCCCGUUAACUGAGCGGUUCCUGAUACAUUCAACACAAAAGCUGUGCUGAUUGUACAGAUUUGUUUUUUUUAUUUGUCUCCUCAUCUUCAGAAAUUUCUGUCAAUCUGUGGAGGAAUAUCUAUCUGUUGUGUUGUGAACAACUUGGCUCAGAUGUUCUCAUGGUGUAGAAAGUGUCCAGUCUGUACGAAUAUCUUUUUAAAUGUCUUUUUAUUUUCUUUAGUUGUACGUUUGAUAUGAAGACAUCAGGAGAAACGUCAGACUGGGAGCUGAAAGGGUUCAGCUCCUGAUCUUUAGUUAAAAACAUUUUCAAGGUGAUGCAUGAAAAGAUUCUCAUAUUCUUCAUAUGGAAAAGUCCAACAUAUGUUGAGUUUUCUUUUAUUUUUCUAACACACAUUAUUGUAAUUUGUGUACAAAAGACCGUGAGAAUAAAAAAUGUUUUGAAAGCA